This is a messenger RNA of Serendipita indica DSM 11827, 2835 nucleotides long. The record is from the annotation of a GenBank genome assembly. NCBI's taxonomy places the organism in Eukaryota, Fungi, Basidiomycota, Agaricomycetes, Sebacinales, Serendipitaceae.
AUGUCGUCUGUAACUACAGCCGCCGCCGCCCCUCGCACCGGCUCAGAGACGCCGUCGUCUGUGGCCAGAGAGAAUAGUCCCCACGCUACAACAGCUUCAGUAACAUCUACAUCUACAAACCAGCACAUUCAGCUGCGCGCGACCAUCAACGACGUCGAUCAUCCACCAGACAAGACGCUGUGGCUCGGCGACCUCGAGCCAUGGAUGGACGAUCACUACAUGCUCCAAGUCUGCUCCCUCUUUGGCUGGGAAACGUCUGCAAUCUACAUGCCCCGCCCGCCCGCAGCGCCCAAUGCCACACGACAUCCCAACAAUGCUGGCUACUGUCUCUUAAUCUUCCCCACUCACGAAAAGGCUGCAACUGUCGUGGAGCAGUAUGGACUAGACGCAAUGAACAACAGCACCGCCCAGCCCAUCCUCCUCCCAAACUCGAAUCGCCCCAUCAAGCUCGACUGGCUUAGCUCGACAAACGCCAAAGUCUCGAUUGGAAAGGAUCCGGGUCCGAUUGACAAUGCGAUCGAGUACAGCAUCUUUGUCGGAGACAUUGCCGCAGACGUGACAAACGCAGACUUGAUGAACGUCUUUCGAAACCCCAAUCUCGGCCUACGGGGCGACUUCCCGCCACGCCUCAUCGCUCCCUUUCUCAGUUGCUGCAACGCCAAAGUCAUGGUCGAUUCUGUCACCGGCAUUUCCAAGGGCUAUGGCUUUGUCCGCUUUACCAGCGAGGCUGACCAGAAACGCGCACUGUUGGAGAUGCAGGGCCUCUAUUGCAAAUCUCGACCCAUGAGACUGUCCACGGCCACCGCCAAAAACAAGGCGGGCGGUGCAGAUGAAGAACAUCAAGAGCCCAUGUCUGUCGUCGUCCGCGUCACCCCUGCAACGUCUGGCGGACCCCUCUCACCUAAAAGUAUUGACCCGAGCAAAAUACGAAGUAUCACGAGCGCUGUGGCCGAGGGAGCCGCGUCUCGUCCCAGUCAACGUGGCGAGUUCCAUCCCAUGAUGCUUGCAAAAAUAUCUCAACUUGCAAAUACCAUGGGUCAACAUCCGGGGUAUCGCGGAGGCGUUGCCUCGGUCCUCCCCCCGCCGGGUCUCAGCAAUUCGCAGAUCCAGCAAUGGUUACAUGACAACCCGCAAGCUCGAGCGCAACUGGAGACGCUUUUGGGGAAUGGAAACGAUCCUCUCGUCCCGUCGGAUCCUCAGAACACGACAGUCUUUGUUGGUGGUCUCUCGCCGCUCAUUUCGGAGGAGACGCUCCGAACAUUCUUUGCGCCAUUUGGAGCGAUCCAUUACGUGAAGGUCCCUCCCGGCAAGUCAUGUGGCUUUGUCCAAUUCGUCAAAAAGAGCGACGCCGAACGCGCCAUAGAGGCUCUUAGUGGCUUCUCGAUUGCAGGAAGCAAGGUUCGCCUGAGCUGGGGACGCAUUCCAGCCGCUCAAGGUGCGGCGCAAGCGGCUGCCGCUGCGGCCGCUGCAGCUGCGUCUGGUGCACCUCAGGGCCACCCAACUCGACCCGCCGUCAGCUCGCCAAGUGCCGGAAACGAUGGACCGCUGUCGAGCGAACAAGCACUUCAGAUUGUUGAACGACUUGUCCCUUCGCUUUCGACGCCAAACACUGCGGGCGUCGGCGGGAUGGGACCGCCAUCUGCUGGUCUACUCAGAGGGUUACCCCAAGGUCAAAUCGCGCAACGUGGUCCUAUGGGAGGUGCAUACCGUGAUCAUUUUGGGUACCCUAGUCCAAGCAUCAAUCAAUCCCCCGGCUUUAUGCACGGCGGUGGCAUGCCCUCAUCUCCUUAUCACCCCCACGGACGACUCGAUUAUGGUCGCAACGAAUAUUACUACGACGUGCCUGGUAACGGGUACGGAUCGCCAAUGCCGUAUGGAGGAGUGAACGUGGGCGGGAUGAGCGCCAUGUCACCUGCGAUGAACCACCUGCCCAUGGGAGCGUAUCCGACUGGAGGUCCCAACGCGUCUGUCCUGGAAGAUCAACUAUUUGGCACGUACGGUGGUGCGUCGCAUCGCUUGCCCAACUCUGCCGUUCGGCCCAGUGGCGCGAGUGUCUACGCGGGUAACGCCAAUGGAUAUGGACCGAUUGGUGGAGGUGCUGGGUAUAUGGCUGGUGGCUAUGGCGGAGAGUAUGAUCAAGAUCUGGGUGGUUAUCGUUCUCCUGCCGCCGCCGCAUCGUUUGCCAAUCCGACGGGAAAUAGUGGAUAUGGCGGCUUUAGCAGUCCUGGCGUGUUUGGAAAGGGACCUGAUAUAAACGAUCGGUUCAUUGGCACAAGAGUGCCGUACAACCACAUGACCGGUGGGAUCAAUGGAUUCGGUGCCGCUCAUGGUCUUCAUACUGCGACCGGACCUGCAGGAGGUGGAUCCUACGACUAUAUUGAGGAGCCCAGUCCACAAUUUCAACCGACGGACAUUUUGAGGCACGACUCGAGCGGUCUCGAUUCGUAUCUCUCCAAGAGCCAGUCAUCGAACAAGAGCUCGUCGCCGAAUAGCAACAGCAACGUUGGCUCGGCACCCGUCAUUGGUUCUGGAAGUUCGAGCGCUCGCAGUACCGGUGCGGCGAAUGGCGUGGGACCAGUUGCUCCUCCGCCCAAGGCAAACGGACACGUCAACGCCCAUGGUGUUCCUGGUUCGAGAACGUCUACCACGACAGCGGGCACCAUCAACCCGAGUAUGGACGGCAUGCACGAGCUUGCGGGCAUGUUUAGUGGGCUUGGGACGGGUGGACCUGGUGGAGGCAUGAAUGCGCGGGCGCCCAUUUCGCCUGGACCUGCGUCGGGAAUGAGCGGCGGCUCGUUUGCGGCGCAACUUCGUGGAGAACCUGGAAGAUACUAA